Rhipicephalus microplus (southern cattle tick) is the source of this 4065-nucleotide messenger RNA. RefSeq names its product SUN domain-containing ossification factor. Gene Ontology annotation, biological process: protein folding in endoplasmic reticulum. NCBI's taxonomy places the organism in Eukaryota, Metazoa, Arthropoda, Arachnida, Ixodida, Ixodidae. The record is from RefSeq and is a predicted model, not a curated record. Gene Ontology annotation, cellular component: cytoplasm; membrane.
CGGAGGCGUUGGUUUGUAGCCGUUCCAAUCGAGGCAAGGCCGGUAGGUUUCGAGAGCAAAAGUGCGGGAGAAAAGCUAUGAAAAUUAGGCCUUGGCUGCGCAACGUUUGUCACUCGUAGCAUGCUCGAUACUUUGCCGAGAAACUUGACCGUUCGGCGCAGUUCCUGCUUAUCGAGACCAGUGUUAUGACAAGGCUCCGCGCCCAGCAUUGCCAAGCUUCCACGGUUGUUGGUGAAGCACUCCGACGAUGCGAGCGUCCACCUAGGAGACUCGAAGUUCUUUUCGUGUGGACGCCAGCAUGACCAAAGCUGCGAUGACCAAAAAUUCGGGAUGGCGAUAAAGUUUUUCGCUUUCUGCAUCGUCGUCUGGCUUCUAGGAUGCACCUGUUGCUGCAAGGAGGACACUGAUAGUGGGCUUGGUGAAAUUGCCAGGACCAAUGGAGCUCAACAUGCAAAUCACGCUGCUGCUGUGCCCGUCUCGGAGGCUGAGACCCCAAUUAAGGAGUUUCUUGAGCAUUCCAACGACCUCCAGUUUGUUCGUCCACAGGAGCCAAAUGAGCUACCUGUAUCAUCUACCGUGGAGGUUAUAGCGCAAAGUAUAGAUUUAGAUUCUACAUCUUCAAAUGAAAACCCACAGCAAGAGGGGCAACAAAGUUCCGUGCCAGCAGCAAGUAUUGUUUCUGCUGAUAACAAGAAACCAAGGGAAGCAACAUAUACAUUAGAAAAUGACCAAGCAUCUUUAGCUUAUAGUACGACCCAAGCUCCUGAUCAGACCAAUGACACAGAGCAUGUGAAAGCUGCAACACUGGGCUCUAGUUCCGAGAGUGGCAGAGCUACUUUGGAACCAGUCUUGCCAGGAACCAAGCAAGAUCAGGAGUCGCAGGGCCCAGAAGACAUCAAUGCAAGGGAACCCAUAGAAAUAGAAGAAGGUAGUUUUGUUCCUGGCUCUACACUAGGAGCAACAGAGCCAAGUGAGCAGCUGCCCGAUAGCACGCUGAAAAAAGAAGGUGAUGAAGGUACUGACCACGAUCGCAAGGAGUCUUCAGAAAAAAUGCCCACUUUUGUGGAAUGGAAGCAGAAGAUGCUGGCCGAGCAUGAGAAAGGUGGGGAACAACCACCGGAAGUACAGAGCACUUCACCUAAGAAAAAGCCAACUGGGAGCAAGAGCAGGCGUAAUUAUGCCUCAUACGAAUGUGGUGCAAAGGUGCUUGCCACAAAUGCAGAAGCUGAUGGAGCUGGACGUGUCCUCAAUGAACAGAUGGAUGAGUACAUGCUAAACCCAUGCAAAGCCAAGAUCUGGUUUGUCAUCGAGCUGUGUGAAAUGAUCCAAGUUUCUCAGGUUGAUAUCGCCAAUUUCGAGCUGUUCUCUUCAAUGCCCAGAGAGUUCGCUGUACUGAUGAGUGACAGGUACCCCACGAGAGACUGGACACCACUUGGCAUUUUCACAGCACUGGAUCAGAAGGUGGUACAGAGCUUUGACCUCCAUUCAGAAGCCUAUGGAAAGUACAUCAAGGUUGAGUUGCUGAGUCGUUAUGGAUCAGAGCACUACUGCCCGCUGAGCCUGUUGCGCGUAUUUGGCACAUCCAUGAUUGAUGAUUACGAGCAACUUGUCGAGAAGCCUCAGGACCCUAGUGCUCAGGAUGAUGAUGAAGAAGAAGCUUCUACUGAACGGUCUGCAUCAAGGAAUGUUGUGGAUAGGGCAAAAGAUGUUGUAAUCAGCCUCUUCAAAGUGCUCAGAAGGGACCAGGAUGGAGGAGCUGUGGAUUCUUUGGCAAGUGCUCCAUGUGCAGAUUCAAGUGCAAACUGCAGUGUUGUGAAUGUGUCUCACCAAGCACACAAUGCAACUACUAGACGGCUUGGCUGCCAGCAAAACAGAAGUCUGCAGUUUUUUGGGUCUGAGUUUCGGCAAUGCACCAUGUGCUCUUUGUUUGUGGGUCAGUCAGAAGGGACGCAAACUCCAAGUGAAACCAUUACCUGCCAGUUUCACCGUACAUUUCUUGAAGAUGACUGUCCCGUAAGCCAAUCUGAUCAAGGACAAGAACCUAGUGAGAGCACUGGGAGCUUUAGUGAUGUGUCCCAAAAGACAGACAGCACUACCGAGCUGACAGCAGCAAGUUCCAGUCCUGAAACAACAUCGGUAUCAGCCCCAACAAAAUCUUCAUCCACGCUUUCUACAAAUGCUACAUCUCUAAUGGAAACAUCAAAAUCGGUUGUCUUGCCCAGUAGCGACACAGCACAGACAGAAAGCUCAAAAGCUUCUUCUAGUCCUUCAAGUGUAACAGCAGCUUCUAGCCUUGAGUCAGUUACUAGUGUUGACCAAAAGGACCUCUGGGACAAUGAAACAACAUCGAAACACUUUAGCAGUACCCCUGAAACGUCCCACCAGGAGAGCACAACAUCACAUACUUCUGCAGCCUCCACCACCCUUCAGAGUAGCUCUCAAUCGUCUAUUACUACUACAGAUUCAGUGACAGCAACUCCAAUAAUCAUUGAUGUGCCCACGUCCGUGAAGACUCAUCCUUCAAAGACAUCAACUGCUGGCGCGGAGGCUGCAUCUCCUGCAGUGGACUCAGCAUCACCAAAUAGUGUAACAAUCGUUUUAGGAGAGCCAACAACGAGUGAAGUGCACAGUGGUGUUUUAAUCAUGGGUCCAGAGACUGAUGGUGGCAGUGUAAUUGCCACUGUACCUUUGCCUCUCGAUGAACUCGUGUCUGAUACCGAUUUGCAACUGAGGGAAGUUCGUGCUCCUCCCCCAGAAGCAGGCGCCUUAGCUCUAAGCAACCAGCGGGAAUCUGUGUUUAUGCGGAUCAACAACCGCAUCAAAGCUCUAGAGCUUAAUAUGUCCCUGAGUGGGCAGUAUCUAGAAGAGCUGAGUCGCCGUUACCGGCAUCAGAUGGAUGACAUGCAACGAGCCUUCAAUCGCACUGUUAAUGCACUCAACAAAACUGCUCAGAAGGCUGCCGAGAAGGAUCUUCGUCAACAGGAGACCUUGGUGCAGCUUCAGCAGCAGCUGGACAAUCUGACCCAAGUAGUGAACACUCUGCUUGCAGAGCGCCAGACUCUGAGCAAGCAGAUUUUCGAGAGCCAUCUUUGCCUUAUCCUGAUCGAGGCUAUCAUCCUGGCUACGGUGUUCUCAUUGUGCCUGCGCCGCAUGCGUGCCUCUUCAGUCAUAACGGCACAGCAGGAGGGUGCAGCCCGGCCCUCGACCCCUGCCCGCUUAGUACUGAAACGGCGCACAGCAUCUGUUGGCCAUGAGGAGCGCAUUGAGGAACUUGCCACUGUGGCAGAGAAAAAGCAGAAGCCUAGUAAUGAAGACUUGCACUCAAAGAGCAGCGUUGUCAUUGUGGAGCCUACAGUGCCUAUAGUUGUGGAAGCCCCUACAGCUCCAAUGGAAAAGACCAAAAAAGUGAACAAGUCGAAAAAGCACAAAGGACCUCGUCGCAAAACUUCACUGCCCUGCUACCCUUUAUCGAAGACAGGAACAGGCAGCACAGCAAAGGAGUCUUGCAUUCCAGAAAGCAACGCUGGCGUUCUGUUUAGUAGCAAGGACACUCCAAAGAAUACACAAACAGUGCCGAAAACAUCUGGAGCACACGCAUCAGUCGCUGCAGCAGCAAAAGGCAUUGGCACUUCCAAGUUCCACAAAGGCACAGAGAGUAAAGGUGGGCAGAAUGGGACACUGAAGAGCAGCAACACAUUGCAGCCAGCCGAGUGUAUACGGUGGAGUGGACAGAGUUGUUGCAACAAGGAUGAUCGUCUAGGAAUUAUCAAGUUCGUGAGGCUACCCGGGAAGACCCCCGUCUAGUCAGAAGUCAGACCACAACCAGGACUGAAGGACUCAGUGAGCGUGUGUUGUGUGUGCAACCAAAGCACUGGUGUGCCAGGUUCAUUUAUUUAUUUUUUAAGGUAAUGCUGCAGGCAAGUGUUAGGAAUUAAGUUUUAUUUUAUGUGUGCAAGUGUAUAUUGUUUUUACCUUGUUCUACUGCUAUUAAACAUUUGUGUGUCUCACCACAAGCAUCCGAUGACUUUUUUUUUGUGAAGUCAUUAAAGGAGUAUCAAAAUACAA